GUAUUUGCCUUGAACUAAAAUUUAAGAUGGCUUCAGGAAUGGACAUUGACGAUGAGGAAAUCGAUCUGCCCACUUCAAGCAGUGGAAAAGGCGAUAAAAAACGAUUUGAAGUGAAGAAGUGGAAUGCAGUGGCUCUUUGGGCUUGGGAUAUCGUCGUGGAUAACUGUGCUAUCUGCAGGAAUCAUAUAAUGGAUCUAUGUAUCGAGUGUCAGGCAAAUCAGGCGUCAGCAACGAGUGAGGAGUGCACUGUUGCUUGGGGUGUCUGUAAUCACGCAUUUCAUUUCCACUGCAUUUCUCGCUGGCUCAAGACUCGACAGGUGUGUCCACUGGACAAUCGUGAGUGGGAGUUUCAAAAGUAUGGACAUUAACCUGCUUUCAUCAACUAGAAAUAAUGUUGGAACUCGGUGGAGUAUCAAAAUUGGAAAAAUUAAAGACGAGAAAUUCACGAAAUUCACGAAAUCCUUCCAAGCAUAUUCAAGGAACCCUUCAGACUUUAAUCAAACACUCCUAUUUUCAACCGGUUAAAUUAUCUUUUCUAUUGUAUCAAUAAACCCCUCUAAAACCCACCAGCUUUGAGUGACUGUGGGGUUGUCACUGGAAUAGAUGUAAGUAAGACUCGAAUAAAUAAAAUAAAAGUUUAUUAAUCCAGAGAACCAA
This is a messenger RNA of Fopius arisanus, 657 nucleotides long. It is a transcript of the gene Roc1a, whose product is annotated as Regulator of cullins 1a. Gene Ontology annotation, cellular component: cullin-RING ubiquitin ligase complex; nucleus. Gene Ontology annotation, biological process: ubiquitin-dependent protein catabolic process; protein ubiquitination. Gene Ontology annotation, molecular function: zinc ion binding; cullin family protein binding; ubiquitin protein ligase activity. The record is from RefSeq and is a predicted model, not a curated record. Lineage: Eukaryota; Metazoa; Arthropoda; Insecta; Hymenoptera; Braconidae. Bases 27 to 368 code for a protein of 113 amino acids. The transcript has 5 exons.